ACUUAUUGUGUUUUGACUUUAUCGAAGUGAGAAUGGCAAUCCCCGCAGUCGGCGAAUGGAUUAAACUUCGUUUCACCAACAUCGGCUGAGAAAUUCAAAAGGAAAGCCGUCCAUAACUACAAGUCAUCAAUGAUGAUUUGCGAUCGCGACAGUGCGAGUGAAAGCGACUCGAGCUCAGUGGAUGGCGGGCCGAUUAUGAUGCCUCCUUCGCCGAUUAGUCGAGAGCAACUUCAUAAACGGAUAGAGUCACUCCAGCAGGCCAAUAAAGUUUUGCGGAUGGAACUCGAAUCAAUGAAGCAUCGUUUCAAGCAGAUGCAAGAGGAGAACAAAAAUCUGCGUCAAGCGUCGGUUACAAUUCAAGCUAGAGCGGAACAAGAAGAGGAAUUUAUCAGUAAUACACUUCUGAAGAAAAUUCAGGCGCUGAAGAAGGAGAAGGAAACCCUUGCUUUGAAUUACGAGCAGGAAGAAGAGUGUUUGACAAAUGAUCUGUCAAGGAAACUUAAUCAACUAAGGCAAGAAAAAGUUAACUUGGAGGCUACUCUGGAGCAGGAACAGGAAUGCUUGGUUAAUAAGCUGAUGAGAAGAAUUGAGCGGUUGGAGGCGGAAACUAAUGGAAAACAGCUCACCUUGGAGCAACUUCGACGAGAGAAGGUUGAGCUUGAAAAUACUCUUGAACAAGAACAAGAAGCUCUUGUAAAUAAGCUGUGGAAGCGAAUGGGGAAGUUGGAGUCUGAGAAGAAGAUUUUGAAGGGUCAGCUUGAAGGUACCAACACUCCAGCUGGAGGCUCUAGCGUAACAAGUCCUGAAAGCCCGAGAGGAUCCAGCGUGUCGACCCCUAACAAUUGUGAGAAUUCGGCAGCAGUAGCUGUGAAUUCUAGUCUCAACUCUCCUCACGAAAGACCCUCUCAGAUAAUGAGACUCCAGAAUGAAACUGUAAAAUUACGGCAACAGCUGAACAACACUCAGAAAGAACACACGGAAAAAAUGCAGUUGCUUGCGUCAGAAGAGAAGCAGAUACGCUUGGAGAAUAUUAAUCUUCAGAAGAAACUCGCGUUAGAGCAAGAAAAACGACUGGCACUGUCGAGGCAGUUGUCCGAAUCCGAGUCAAGUUUGGAUAUGGAUGAUGAUCGACUUUACGACGGUUCUUCUGCGAGUGGGGUCGUUCCUUCGAGGACUCGAACUGGUUCUAGUCCUGUGCCGAUUGCCCCCGUAUUCCACUCCGGACAAAAUCGUCCGUCAUCCCCGAAUAAAGGUCUCUUGAAUGGUUUGAGGUGCCAAACGUGUUGCCAAAUUCUUCCGAGUCGAUCCUGUGCACCAGCUCCUUCUCCACCUAUGGGACAAACCCAGCAGAAUCUUCCCGGAUUAUCAGUUUCCGUGGGUCCGCCAGGAAGCACUUACGGUCUUUCGGACACCCAGUUCGUCAAGCCAUGUGUUCGAAGCCCAGGAAAUGGUUCUUCACAAGCACCAGCAUCGACCAAACCCCGUGUCGGUUUGUCUACCGCCGGAAGUCCGAUGCCAAUGAAAGAUGUUCGCAGUUCCGUUUCUCCGGCACCUUCCCCAAUGGACGUGUCCCGUGGAAUGGACUCCGAAGACGACGCUCGCAGCUGUGACGGCGACACGGAUGAUCGUAAACUAAACUAAAUUAAGGAAAGAUUCGUUUUCGACAACAUGAGGAAAAAAUUGUGGAGAGUGCCGCCACUCAUGUCCGCACGUGUAGCUUGUCUGCCAAAUCAAAGCUUUUGCAGUAUUCUUUCUUGCAAGUCGAGAAGACGGGACUUGAAGGCAUACCAUGGUCGUGGUCUAGCGAGACAUGACUAUAUUUUUCAUUGUGAUUAACAUCCUGUUGUGGACUCGUUGUUUCCGAUUCUGUUUUUUUUCUAUUAUCUUUAUUGCAGGGCUUUUCAACCUUCAUUUCAUCGUCCCCCAUUCAAGAAAACAGGCAGUGUUGAAAUCUAGGGUAUCAAGUAACAUCAAUUGCUUUAAUUCGACUAAUGGAGACUAUAGUUCUUGUGUAUCUCAUAGUUUCCGCACAACAGACUCCACCUUCUUCUCUGUUCUUUUAAGAAUAUACCGGUUGAGUCGUUCGGCUACGUUCUCAUACCCAUCCUUCCACGUUUUACCGUUCAAUAUUUCAAAUUAUAUUGCCCCUACGAAAUUCACGGCUAGCCAUAGCCUAUGAAGAUCUCGUGAACCACCUGUGAAGUGCCUGCGUACCGCCAAUGGUAUGCAUUCCACCGGUUGAGAAGCCCUGAAUAAUGAUUUCAAAUUAUCCCUUCGUCCGAAGAAAGUGCUAUGCAAGGACAUAUCUUUUUUUUUUUUUUCGUCGAGUCGCGAGCGUGGGGUGUGUGUGUUGCAUUCAUUACUGCUUAUGUUUUGGCAGCGUGCGGAUAUUUGAAGAGUUCCUAUGGUCGCGAUGAAUAUUGAUGUGAAGUUUUUCUCAAAUGUUUCUUCUGUUCGGCGGCAGAGUCCUGCUUGAGAGGGAAAGAUACAUCCGAGUUUGUGAUACUGAUCGAGUGUUCCUUCUGGCAUCUCGGUGUAUCAGCAGACGAUAUCUCCUCAAUGUGAAUUUUUGAACAUCCCGCUUUAAUAUUUUACUCAUCACUCGAAGUCGAUCCUUGAAAGUGCGAGUGUGUGAUGGUAGUGCAGUUUUUGCAAAUUUUUUUUUGUUGAAGCAGUGUGACGCUACCGAUUGUCCGGAUUCCUCCUUCGUUGCCAAAAUGAGCUUGACGUAUUGCGAUCCCGAAAAUCCCGUUUGUUUUCGGCAUUAUAUUUGAAAGGCUUUUCGAGACUGGUCAAAACGGGAUUUUCACACGGUACUGUAUUUCGUCGCGUAUUUCUCCGAAUUAUCGCUGCAUUAAAUGAAUACAGUACUGCCUGUUGGAGUGAUGAACCUUUUCACAGUUCAAUUUACGUUACUCUGACCCUUUCGAACAGGCAGUCCCAAUGGAAUUUUCGCUUCUCACAGUACUGCACUAAUUUUCAUCUGAUGUUGGCUCUUGCAUUCUAAAAACAGCCUAUACAAUACUUCUGUGGAUUGAAAACAGAAGCAAAUCCGAGUCUGAAAAGAAUCGAGGCUGUCUAAUUGUUCUGAAUUUUCGUGGUCUCCUGUAAUUCAAUAGUAUAAAU
Notodromas monacha is the source of this 3126-nucleotide messenger RNA. The record is from the annotation of a GenBank genome assembly. Lineage: Eukaryota; Metazoa; Arthropoda; Ostracoda; Podocopida; Cyprididae.